AUGUUUUUAAUUACCAAGCACUUAAAGACUUCUGAUCAACGCUUGGAUCAUGUUAAUAAGAAACCAAUGUCACCGUUUGCUAAGUUCCGUGAACUUGAUCGUCAAAAUAGUUCCAGUACUCCAAGUACACCAAGGACACCAGGAACGCCCAAAGAAUUUACAUUUAAGUUUACUGACCCGGUCGUUCAGAAUAAUGCGGUCCAGAUCAAGGAGCGAUUGCUAUCUUGGUGCCGGGCGAAGACUAAAGAAUAUGAGGUAGAAAUAGCAGGAAUAGUACCUCUUUUGGACGUUGAAGACAUGGUUGUAAUGCGCAAACCCGAUUGGAAAUGUGUUUUUACUUAUGUCCAAUCAAUUUACCGUCGCUUUAAAGACGAAGAUUAA
Molecule: messenger RNA, 381 nt
Organism: Cotesia congregata
Lineage: Eukaryota; Metazoa; Arthropoda; Insecta; Hymenoptera; Braconidae
Source: the annotation of a GenBank genome assembly